GCAAGUACAGUACAAUACCUUCCUCUCUGUUUCUAUUAUCUAUUGGAACUUUUAUCGCGCAGGAUGUAGCGCCUCGCAGGAAAGUUUGAAUUCAUAGUUUUGUGCUUUGCCAUGGAUAAUUAUGGAUACCAACCGGAGGAGAAUAACGGAAGGCCCUUUGCUAUUACAAGAUAUCCCUCCAGGACUGGACAUAAUGAUUACUUAGUCGAAGUUAACUCUAGGUCAAAAAUAUUCAAGAAAUCAGCAUUUUACAAAAGGCUGUCGAUUUUAUUACUUCUAGUAGCCAUAAUUUUUUUAAUUGCAUUAAUUGUGAUAUCUGUGUUAUACACAAAACCGAAACCAAAGAUCUGCACAACAGAUGAAUGUCUAAGGGCUGCUACCAAUAUAAAAUAUUCACUAGAUUUUACUGCAGAUCCAUGUAGUAAUUUCUAUCGAUAUACAUGCGGCAAAUGGCCCGAAGAACAUCCAAAUCAUGGAUGGUGGAGUUCCUUCUCUAGUUUUACUACUAUUAGUGAAAAAGUAGCUAUUGCUUCUUUAAAUGCUUUAACUUCCGAACCGUCAAAAAAUGAACCAGAGGCCAUACAGAAGAGUAGAGAUUUCUUUAAGUCGUGUAUGGAUAUUGAUGCUUUAGAUCAACUUGGAAUAGGCGUUAUGAAUAAAUAUUUAAAGAGGGCAAGGUUACCAGUGAUUCCUAGUUUAUUUACAGUAACUGAUACCGAAAAGGAAACUUUCACUUUCAACUGGAUGAAAACCGAAACGCUGAUUAAGCAAAUUUUCAUGAUGGAUGUAUUUAUUGGAUUUGCAGUCGAUGCCAACAUUUAUAAUGGUUCAGAGAAUGUCAUUUUUGUGGGACAAUUGUAUCAAAAAUGUCCAUUACCAAGUCCUGCUAAAAGGAACAAAAUGAUUCAUUCGAAGAUCGAUGACAACGAUAAUGAGGAUACACUAAGACAACUAAAUUCAAAAAUAUUGAAAUAUAUAAUAAAAGAAAUAAUUGUUAAUAAUACGUCAGCCCAACCCGAUGAAACGAUUUUGCAAGAAGCUGUAGAUGUGAUUUUGAAUAUUUCGGACUAUAUAGAAGAGUUGAAUAUGAAUUACACAGAUUCCGAUGCUACUGAAGAGGACACAUAUUCCAUAAGCUUCAGUUAUCUUCAAAAAGAGACUGAUAACUUUCUAGGAAAACCUAAUCCUGACUUUUGGGCAAAUUAUUUCAAGGAUCUCUUCGCUGGUACAAAUGUUACGAUACAACCGGAAACAGAUGUAUUAUAUACCUCCGAAUUAGAGAUACAGUAUUUGUUAAGAAUAGUAAAAUACGUUUUAGCAACGCCAGAAAUAUACAUAGAAUUGUAUAUGUGGUGGGUGACUGUCUACGCCAUGAUUAUCAACACGACUUCAGAUGUUGUCGAAUAUAUUAAUAAACACUUGGCGUACUAUAGUAAUGGAGUCACUAACAUCGCACGAUCAAGGUCUUUGGAAUGCGCACUCUUGGUAAACAAUUAUAUGGGUUAUGCCGUGAGUUACGUACUAGCAGACGAAUCCUUUCCUACAAAUACUAAACCAAAAGUAGAGAAGAUGAUCAGUGAAAUAAAGAACGCUUUCGUGCAACAUGUGGAGAGCAUAAACUGGAUGGAUUCCCAAACAAAGAAAGUAACUUUGGAGAAAAGUAAAGAAAUGAUUACUUUUAUUGGAUAUCCUGACUGGCUCUUUGAAGAAGGUCGGGUGGAUGACUACUACAAAGAUGUUACAGUGAAAUCAGACACGUACUUAGACAAUAUGAUGAGUGCAAUUCUCUCUCAUAAUUUGAGAAAAUUUAGUUCUCUGAGGGUUAAGCACGAAAGGGACUGGUACGCUGAGCCUAUCGAAGUCAACGCUUUUAAUUCCUUCUCUGACAAUGCUAUAAACGUUCCAAUGGCGAUUUUGAAUUUUCCUGUGUAUAACUUAGGAUUGGAGGUUUUGAAUUAUGGUUCCAUAGGGGCCAUUUUAGGACAUGAAUUAACCCACGGUUUUGAUAACAUGGGGAGAAAGCACGAUAAAUAUGGCAAUCACGUUCAGUGGUGGACCAAUAAGACUAUAGAAACUUUUGAAAAUUUAACAGAAUGCUUUAUUAAGCAAUACGACAAUUUCACAAUUGAAGGUGUGGAGGGUCAUGUGAAAGGAAAAAAUACCCUCGGAGAAAAUCUAGCGGAUAACGGAGGACUGAACCAAGCCUUCACAGCUUACAAGAAAUAUAUUAAUGAAUUCGGCGAGGAACCAAAAUUGCCUGGUUUUGAGAAUUUUACAAGCAGUCAAAUGUUUUUUAUUGCUUAUGGAAGUAUUUGGUGUGAGUCUACCACUGUUCAGGAUCUUCAGGAUCAGUUAGAGUACGAUGAACAUUCUCCAAAUUCGGUAAGAGUAAUUGGAACAUUGCAGAAUUCCGAAGACUUCGCUAAGUCAUUUAAUUGCCCCAAAGGAAGCCCAAUGAAUCCGUACAAAAAAUGUAAAAUUUGGUAACCACUUUGCCGAGUGUUAAUUGUGUGAUAUUUUCAGUAGCUUUAACUUUGUGAACAUUAAAUAAUUUGUGGUUUGA
Molecule: messenger RNA, 2563 nt
Organism: Anoplophora glabripennis (Asian longhorned beetle)
Lineage: Eukaryota; Metazoa; Arthropoda; Insecta; Coleoptera; Cerambycidae
Product: endothelin-converting enzyme homolog
Exons: 15
Coding region: 112-2487 (791 amino acids)
Biological process (GO): protein processing
Cellular component (GO): plasma membrane
Molecular function (GO): metalloendopeptidase activity
Source: RefSeq, a predicted model, not a curated record